AAGGGCGUGGCUUGUAUGAUGACGUAACAAGACAACCCGCUACUGCUAGCAAGUUCUGUUGACUUGCUGUUAUUUCUGUCUUCUUUUGCCUGCCAGGUUAGUAGUGAAGCAAACAUGGACUACAGCGGGAAGGAGAAAGAGGCCGUUGCUUUAAUGGCGGAAGCCGAGAAGAAAGUAAAGUCGUCACAAUCCUUUCUCGGCAUGUUGUUUGGGGGUUCCUCCAAGUUAGAAGAGGCUUGUGAAAUCUACGUAAGAGCUGCUAACAUGUAUAAGAUGGCCAAAAAUUGGUGUGCUGCUGGAAACGCGUUUUCGCAAGCAGCUCUCCUUCACCUGCAGAUGCAGAGCAAGCACGACGCAGCCACCAACUUCAUUGAUGCCGGAAAUGCCUUCAAAAAAGCUGAUCCACAAGAGGCCAUCAACUGUCUGAACCGGGCCAUCGAGAUUUACACCGACAUGGGUCGCUUCACCAUCGCGGCCAAGCAUCACAUCAGCAUCGCAGAGACAUAUGAGACUGAGUUGGUGGACAUCGAUAAGGCCAUUGCUCAUUAUGAACAGGCAGCUGACUAUUACAAAGGAGAAGAAUCCACCAGUUCAGCAAACAAGUGUCUUCUGAAGGUUGCGACCUAUGCUGCACAGCUGGAGCAGUACCAGAAAGCGAUUGAGAUCUACGAGCAGGUUGGGACCCACGCCAUGGACAGCACGCUGCUGAAAUACAGUGCCAAGGAUCACUUCUUCAAGGCGGCGCUGUGUCACUUCUGCGUGGACAGGCUGAACGCCACUCUCGCCAUCCAGAGAUACGAAGAAAUGUUCCCAGCCUUUUCAGAUUCAAGAGAAUGCAAGCUGUUGAAGAAACUCUCUGACGCACAUGAAGAACAGAAUGUGGACGCCUACACUGAGGCGGUCAAAGAGUUUGACUCCAUCUCCAGACUGGACCAGUGGCUGACCACCAUGCUGCUGCGCAUCAAGAAGACCAUCCAGGAGGAGGAGAGCGACCUGCGCUGACCUCUGACCUCUGCCGCCUCGUCCUCCCACUGGACUUGGUUCCACGCCUCUGUCGCACUCGAACGCCUCACCUUUAGUUUCCCCUCCUUUUUAACAGAAUGGCCUUGCAGGAGCGUCUCAGAGUUGAACAUACCAGCAUGUGCUUUUUUUACCCUCAUGAUUAAAAAUAUCUCAGCAAUAGCUUCACCCUCAUCAUUUGAGUCUGGUUGGCGACAAACGAACGGUCAAAUGCAAGAGCACUUGCUGAGUCGACUCUAAUGGCCUUACACUGUGCAGCUCUCAGGACGCCCAGGUUCCAGAUACGUCACUCGGUGACAACAAAGCCAACUCUGCUUUUCUUUAGAUCUGAAUGUUUUUCACUCAACUAAAGAAGUUUUAAAUUUAUACAACAAAAUAUGCACAUUUCCUGAAGAAAGGAUCUUUUUAACAGUGACAAUUGUUUCUUUCAGAAUUACGUCAGAUUCUAUUUAAUAUAUAAAUAAAACAACCCCCUUAAACUCAUUUGUGCUCAAAACGAUCGUUUGUUAAAAUCUGUACAUAUAACAUUUGUCAGUUUUAUUUUGAAUUGACUGUCAUCAAUUUCACUCAAAAUGUUUCAGUUACUGGACAUGUUGGUUUGGUUUCAAUUAAAAGUUUUGUUUGCCAUCAUUUCACAAAACAAGCUUUUUUCCCAAUUAAAAGUUUGCUUGUUAACCUCAA
Messenger RNA from Synchiropus splendidus (mandarinfish), 1701 nucleotides. RefSeq names its product N-ethylmaleimide-sensitive factor attachment protein, alpha b (gene napab). NCBI's taxonomy places the organism in Eukaryota, Metazoa, Chordata, Actinopteri, Syngnathiformes, Callionymidae. Bases 115 to 1002 code for a protein of 295 amino acids. The record is from RefSeq and is a predicted model, not a curated record. The transcript has 11 exons. Gene Ontology annotation, molecular function: syntaxin binding; soluble NSF attachment protein activity. Gene Ontology annotation, cellular component: terminal bouton; synaptobrevin 2-SNAP-25-syntaxin-1a complex; vacuolar membrane. Gene Ontology annotation, biological process: intracellular protein transport; synaptic transmission, glutamatergic; SNARE complex disassembly.